AUGACCAGCCGAUCCAGCUUCACCGAAUCCGAGCUCUCUGAAGAGGAGCGGGAGGGGGGUCCGCCAGGCCGGGACGGGCGCGACGCCUCCGGAGGGGCCCGGGAGCCCCUCCUAGACAGCGAGGGCUCUGCCAGCUGCCCCAGUGAAAGCGACGAGGGCAAGGCCAAGAAGAGGAGCCGGCCGGUGCGCUCCAAAGCCCGGCGGGUGGCGGCCAACGUGCGCGAGAGGAAGCGCAUUCUGGACUACAACCAGGCCUUCAACGCCCUGCGCCUGGCACUCCGGCACGACCUCGGAGGGAAGCGCCUGUCCAAAAUCGCCACGCUGCAGCGUGCCAUCAACCGCAUCUCCUCGCUGUCCGUCUACCUGCGCUCCAACCCCGCCGCCGCCGCCUGUGGGCCCUGCUCCCACUGCGAGUGCCGCCAGCAGGCGGGGGAGAUGGGCGCAGGGCUGGGGAGGGAAGGGGCGUUUCAGGAGGCUCCGGAGAGCUACCUGCACCAGCAGCUGCCCUAUCCCAGCCGGGCUCACACUCGCAUGCACGCACACACACUACCCUCCGAAGAACAGCACUACACAGAUAUCCCGGGGCACGCGGCCCCUUCCUGCCCGCCCUCUCCUCACUACUCCUGCUACUCCCCUGAGACACAGCUCUGCAUGUCCCAGGGACGCUACGGGAGCAUCCAGGAGGACCUGCACAGCCCGUCCCACUACCGCAGCAGAGGCAGCGCCGGGACCGCCUACCAGUUUGGUCCAUGGGCCCCUUUCGAUCAGACCCACAUGGACACGUUUACAGACACAUCUCCCACAAUGCCCUUCUCUUGGCAGCUCAGUCACCUCCUGGGGACCGGCCACCAUCAGUCCCUGACCACACACUGA
Molecule: messenger RNA, 873 nt
Organism: Megalops cyprinoides (Indo-Pacific tarpon)
Lineage: Eukaryota; Metazoa; Chordata; Actinopteri; Elopiformes; Megalopidae
Gene: bhlha9
Product: basic helix-loop-helix family, member a9
Exons: 1
Coding region: 1-873 (290 amino acids)
Biological process (GO): regulation of transcription by RNA polymerase II; developmental process
Molecular function (GO): RNA polymerase II transcription regulatory region sequence-specific DNA binding; DNA-binding transcription factor activity, RNA polymerase II-specific; protein dimerization activity
Source: RefSeq, a predicted model, not a curated record